Molecule: messenger RNA, 2196 nt
Organism: Thlaspi arvense
Lineage: Eukaryota; Viridiplantae; Streptophyta; Magnoliopsida; Brassicales; Brassicaceae
Source: the annotation of a GenBank genome assembly
AUAUUAUAUAAGAAUCGUGAAGUAUAUGUAGUUGUAUAUAUUGAAACUAUAUUAUCUAAGACAACCCUAAUAUAUUAACGUAGACUGUUUUGCCUAUUCGUUUGUUACCACUUUGCAUUCUAUAAAUUAAGUAGAACCAUAAUCUCUCUUUGCUUCAGAAUCUUCAUAACACAUUUCUCCUUCGCGUCAUCAUCUCAUUUUUCUAUCUCUAGAGAUGGAGAGUGUUAGGGUUUCUCUUGCUUGCGCUCUUCUUCUUUUUGCAAUCUCUUCAAUAGCUUCUGCAGCCAUUGUGGAACACACCUUCAACGUACAAAACUUAACGGUGUCUCGGCUGUGCAAACGACAAGUGAUAACGGUCGUUAACGGAAGCCUGCCUGGACCAACGGUACGCGUCCGGGAAGGUGACUCGCUCGUGAUACAUGUCCUCAACAAUUCCCCUCACAACAUCACAAUUCAUUGGCAUGGGAUAUUCCAUAGACUAACGGUUUGGGCGGAUGGACCGAGUAUGAUAACGCAGUGCCCAAUCCAGCCCGGCCAUAGCUACGCUUACAGGUUCAACAUCACCGGCCAAGAAGGUACCCUGUGGUGGCACGCACACGCAUCUUUCCUACGCGCCACCGUAUACGGUGCUAUCGUCAUACGCCCUAAAUCCGGUCACUCUUACCCGUUUCCCAAACCCCACAAAGAAGUUCCCAUCUUAUUCGGUGAAUGGUGGAACACCGAUGUAGUCGCAUUAGAGGAGACGGCAAUCGCCACCGGAGUUCCUCCAAACAACUCCGACGCUUAUACGAUCAAUGGCCUACCCGGAAACCUAUAUCCAUGCUCCAAAGACAGAAUGUUUAGCCUAGAUGUGGUAAAAGGGAAUACAUACUUGCUCCGCCUCAUAAACGCGGCAAUGAACAUGCAAAUGUUUUUCAAGAUAGCCAAUCACAGGCUGACAGUUGUCGCCGCUGACGCAGUCUACACCAAACCUUACGUCACCGACGUGAUCGUCAUCGCACCGGGCCAAACCGUCGACGCGCUCCUUCACGCCGAUCAGUCCAUCGGCUCUUCCUACUACAUGGCUGCUCAUCCUUACGCCAGCGCACCCGCCGUGCCGUUUCCCAACACCACCACCAGAGGCGUCAUCCACUACGUCGGAGGCGCGUCGAAAACACGGCGAUCGAAGCGCGUGUUGAUGCCGAAGCUGCCUUCCUUCUUCGACACGCCAACGGCUCACAGGUUCUACUCGAAUCUGACCAGCUUGGUCAAUGGACCCCACUAUGUCCCAGUGCCUCGCCACGUGGACGAAGAGAUGCUCGUUACCAUCGGGCUCGGGCUAGAGGCAUGCGCAGAUAACACCACGUGUCCGAAAUUCUCUGCGUCGAUGAACAAUCACUCCUUCGUCUUACCCAAAAAGCUGUCCAUUUUGGAAGCGGUUUUCAACGGCGUCGACGGGGUUUUCACGGCGGAUUUUCCAGACCAGCCUCCGGUUAAAUUCGACUACACGGACCCGAACAUAACCCAGAAGAACCCGGGACUAUUGUUCGCUCAAAAAUCAACGAGCGCUAAGAUCUUGAAAUUCAAUUCGACGGUGGAUUUGGUGCUGCAGAACCACGCGCUUAUCGCGGCGGAGAGUCAUCCGAUGCACCUCCAUGGAUUCAAUUUCCACGUGUUGGCUCAAGGAUUCGGUAAUUAUGACCCGACCCGUGACCGGAGCAAGUACAAUUUCUACAACCCGCAAUUCCGUAACACAUUGGCCGUGCCUGUUGGUGGUUGGGCCGUGAUACGUUUCACAGCUGAUAACCCAGGUGCGUGGAUUAUGCAUUGUCAUAUCGAUGUUCAUUUGCCAUUCGGAUUAGGGAUGAUCUUUGUGGUUAAGAACGGACCCACGAAGGCGACUACAUUGCCACCGCCACCAUCGGAUCUUCCGAAAUGUUAGCAAAGAUAAACAAAGCUUUUCUUGAAAACAAUAAGAAUAUUAUUUAGAGUUCAAAAAGACAAUCUCAAACUAACUGAGAUUUGUUUAAUUGGUUCUCUCUCCCAUUUAUUUUGAUGUAGUCCAUAAUUCAAAUAUUUAUAUUGAAUUUGUAGUCCAUUCCAAUGUUGUUAGUUGUUACCAACUAUUGUGUGUAUGUGUGUAAAAUGUGAUUUAAUAUAUUAUUUUUCUGUCAGUUAUCCAACUUUUUGGUUAAAUAAUACUGGAAACAACGUUUC